This is a messenger RNA of Meira miltonrushii, 2650 nucleotides long. RefSeq lists its product as uncharacterized. The transcript is spliced from 2 exons. The record is from RefSeq and is a predicted model, not a curated record. The coding region runs from base 176 to 2392 and encodes 738 amino acids. Gene Ontology annotation, biological process: protein polyubiquitination. Lineage: Eukaryota; Fungi; Basidiomycota; Exobasidiomycetes; Exobasidiales; Brachybasidiaceae. Gene Ontology annotation, molecular function: ubiquitin protein ligase activity; metal ion binding.
GAUAGGUAUGCAGUUGGCUGAUAGCGUUUGGCGGCGCUCAGAUCUUUUGGGGUUGGAACGGGUUCUUUGUCUUCUUCCUUCUUAAACUACUUCUUCCAAUACCAUCACUUUAACAAGAAUCACAAUUGGUAAGAGAAGGUCUUAACCCUUUCUCAACCAUCUCGUUUAUUCGAAGAUGGAAGAGCUACAGACGGAGAAGCAUAGCGACAGCGUUACAGCAUCGAACGAUAUUCCCCAAAUCACACAAAAAGAUGUCAAUCAUGCACAAGUAGAUAUCUCCCCAGAUCAAAUACAACAAACCCUUGAUGAAUUAGACAUCGAUUUCGGACAUCAAUCUGAUCAAGAAACAAAUGAAUUACUUCAAAACGCUGCAGGUGUCAACGGCAGCGCAUUAGCAUCUGUCAAAUUAUCAUCCAAGAAAAAAGAAGCACUAUCACAAGUACCAUGUAAAUUCUUUCGUUCAAAUGGAUGUUCGGCUGGAAACGCUUGUCCGUUUGCACAUAAUAUGCCGGGAGAAGGACCGGGAAAAGCAAUCUGUCAAUGGUAUUUGAAAGGUAAUUGUCGUUUUGGACAUAGAUGUGCUCUUGCUCACAUCUUGCCUGGCCAACCUAUGAGCAUGGAUAGAAAGAACAAACGGGCAGCACAACAACAGCAAGGCGGUGUGAAUGGCAUGCAAGGACAAAUGAUGCCACAACAGCCACAACAAGCGAUGAAUGGAUCGAAUAAACGACUUUCCGGACAGAGAUCUGGCCUUUCGUUCGACUAUCAUCAAAUGGAUCCAAAUGCAGCAAUGCAUGGCAAUGGAGACUUGAUGUUUGGUAUGCCGGAUGAUUUGCAUCAACCACAUCAAAUGAAUCCAAACUAUUCAGGUAAUAUGCAAAGUAUGUCAAGAGUUGUACACUCCGACUGGCCUACGUCAAACGCAGGUGAUGCUCGUCAAGAUGGUAGUGCAUUUGAUGGUUUAGCCAUGCCUUCAUCUUCAACAAUGAUGGGUGGAAGUCCGGCGCCUGCUCAAGUUUUCGGUACGAGUCCUUUCAGUCACCCUGGCUCGAAUUCAGUCUUUUUCUCAGGUCCUCCAAUUCAUGAUGCUUUGAGCAACGGAACAGGAGCAGGCGAUGCUGAAAAGGCAUUCGGAAGAUCAUUCAGUCGUACGACAGACGAAGAUGCAGUUUUGCGAGCAGCAGUCCAGAGAUCUUGGAACGUUCAGCGUGAUAAUGGAGCGGGAGGUGAAGAUGAGCAUGCGGAAGAAUUUUUACCAUCUAGCUUGUCUGAUCUCUUGACUCCUGCUGAACUGGAACGGAGAAGAAGAAGCGUUUUGGCAUCCAAGAACUCCACUUUGUCUGGCGCCAUCAAUGGUCAUUCGACAUCCUCGCAGAGUAUGCCAGCGAAUGGAGGCUUGAGCAGCAGCUUGAAAUGGACAACAGCAGAAGGUAACACUGCAGAGAACAGCAUUUCAUCUGACCUGGAUCCUAUCAUCGGAGGCAUAGAUAGAUCCGCAAAGGCCAUCGGUGGAUCUCGACUAGGGGCAGGCACGACAACGAAUGGUUUCCUAUCUUCCCGAUUACAGAGUGAUCUCACAAGAAGUCGUGAUGCGUGGGGAGAAUCAGGCGUAGUGGGAGAUGGUGCACGAAAAGAAGGUGGCGGAGAAAAAUCGGCUGCUUUCAGUCCCAACUUCAAAGCUGUACUCUCACAUGCUCCCGGUCAAAGUCUACCACAAGGUCUGGCAGCUGGUCUUUCACGCUUGCAUCUCCGAUCGGCUGGUGAUCCAGUGGUAGGAAAUGGAAAUGGAAGCAAUACGAUGACGAGUGGCUUUAAUGUGAAUCGUUCGAGAUUGUCAGGUGUAGAUACGAUUGGGAAUGGGGAAUCAUCUUCUCCAGGUGUGAUUGGUGGUGCACGCUCAAGUGUUGAUGAUUUGGGCCCUACAGUGCCUUCUAGCAUCUUCAAUCAGCGUCAUUCAGGUUUGCACCAUCACUUUGGACGAUCAAUCGGCGGACAAAGUGCCUCAACUUCCUUUGAAACAGGUUCGCUCUCCAAGAAUCAAUUGGGUAACAGUCACGGAAGUCCUUACACCCUUUCACCUGCCAUCAAAGCUGCUGAUGGAGGAAUUGCAAUUCCUACAAACAGUCUAGGAUACACGGACAAAAAUGGAGCGAAUAACGGACAAGGCAUGCGAAGUGGAAGUGUUGAAUCUAGAAGUAGUUUAACGAUUGGUUCAGGACAUCUGUCUCAUACACAACAACGAGCGCAACACCUCUCAACAGGUUCAGGUCAACAUCCAGGUAUUCAUCGUGUUCGAACGAGUGGAACAAUGGGAGGAGGUAUUGGCGCAAGCCCGUUGUCUCUACCAACAACGGGAGAAGAAGUGGAAGAAGCAAUCUUUGAAUUGGAAUAAAGUAUCACAAACGGCAUGACAAGGGAAAAAGUAGGAGGAAAUGGUUUUGUAAUUAUAUAUAGAGCAAUUUAUACAGCCAAAAACAAGUAGGACGAUCGCAUUCGAUCAAACCUGCAUCAGCCACAAAAGGCAACAAAAGUUUCAAAAAAUGAUGGAAAUCAAUUCCAGGGCAGCUGCAAUCUGAUAAAAAUGUACUAUUCAUUUAUGAAAAAAUACUAGCGAAUCAAGCAUGAAAUGUACGAAUUGAUUGAAUGAUGU